Cajanus cajan (pigeon pea) is the source of this 3957-nucleotide messenger RNA. Its product is annotated as ABC transporter B family member 15. The record is from RefSeq and is a predicted model, not a curated record. Lineage: Eukaryota; Viridiplantae; Streptophyta; Magnoliopsida; Fabales; Fabaceae. Gene Ontology annotation, molecular function: ABC-type transporter activity; ATP hydrolysis activity; ATP binding. Gene Ontology annotation, biological process: transmembrane transport. Gene Ontology annotation, cellular component: membrane.
AUGAGUGUGGAUCAUCAGAACCAUACUAGUGUUGAUACGAAGAAGAAGAAGAAAAAUGGGUCUAAUAUUGGAUCCAUUUUCAUGCAUGCAGAUGGCGUAGAUUGGUUUCUCAUGGUUUUGGGUUUGUUUGGAGCCAUUGGUGAUGGAUUCACCACUCCUGUUUCCUUGUACUGCACUGGCGGAAUCAUGAACAAUAUUGGUGAUGUUUCUAAAAUGUCACCAACUACUUUUAUCCACAACGUUAAUAAGUUUUCAUUGGCCUUGUCAUACUUGGCUUGUAUGUCCUUUUUUGCUUCCUUCCUCGAGGGUUAUUGCUGGACAAGAACAGGUGAAAGACAAGCUACAAGAAUGAGAGUCAAGUAUUUACGGGCAGUGUUGAGACAAGACGUAGCAUACUUUGAUUUGCAUGUCACAAACACGUCCGAGGUCAUUACCUGUGUCUCUACUGACAGCCUCGUAAUUCAAGAUGUUAUUAGUGAAAAGGUUCCAAAUUUCUUGAUGAACUUCUCUAGGUUUGUUGGGAGCUACAUAGUGGCUUUUACUAUGUUGUGGAGAUUGGCCAUUGUGGGGUUUCCCUUUGUGGUGCUUCUUCUGAUCCCUGGUUUAAUUUAUGGGAAGACCAUGAUGGGUUUGGCUAGAAAGAUCAGAGAAGAGUGUAACAAAGCUGGUACAAUAGCAGAACAAGCAAUAUCUUCCAUAAGAACCGUUUAUUCCUUUGUGGGGGAAAGUAAGACCAUAGAAGCUUUCUCUGAUGCUCUUCAAGGGUCUGUGAAAUUAGGGUUGAGACAAGGCUUAGCUAAAGGCUUAGCCAUUGGAUGCAAUGGUAUUGUGUUUGCUAUAUGGUCUUUCAUGUGCUAUUAUGGGAGUAGAUUGGUCAUGUAUCAUGGUGCUAAAGGAGGGACAGUAUUUGCGGUUGGAGCAGUCAUGUGUGUUGGUGGAAGGGCAUUAGGUUGUUGUUUAUCUGAUUUCAAGUACUUUACAGAAGCAUGUGCUGCUGGGGAACGCAUAAUGGUAAUGGUAAAAAGAGUGCCAAAGAUUGAUUCUGAAAAUAUGGGUGGGGAGAUUCUAGAGAAGGUUUCAGGAGAAGUAGAAUUUGACCAUGUCAAAUUUGUGUAUCCAUCAAGGCCAGACAAUGUUAUUCUGAAUGAUUUUUGUCUAAAGAUUCCAGCAGGGAAAACAAUAGCUUUGGUUGGAGGAAGUGGCUCAGGAAAAUCCACUACGGUGUCACUUUUGCAAAGGUUUUAUGACCCAAUUGAAGGAGAGAUACGUGUUGAUGGUGUGGCCAUUCAGAAGUUUCAACUCAAUUGGUUGAGGUCUCAGAUGGGUUUGGUGAGCCAAGAGCCUACUCUGUUUGCAACAAGCAUUAAGGAAAAUAUACUAUUUGGAAGAGAGAGUGCCACUGAUGAAGAAAUUGUUGAGGCUGCUAAAGCUGCAAAUGCUCAUGAUUUCAUUUUACAAUUGCCACAAGGAUACAACACCCAGGUUGGAGAGAAAGGAGUUCAACUAUCAGGUGGACAAAAGCAAAGGAUUGCUAUUGCGCGAGCAAUAAUAAAACAUCCACAAAUCCUUCUUCUUGAUGAAGCAACAAGUGCACUAGACUCUGAAUCUGAGCGCAAAGUUCAAGAAGCUCUUGAUAAAGUUUCAGCAGGUCGAACCACUAUUAUCAUAGCUCAUCGCUUAUCCACCAUAAGGGAUGCAUAUGUUAUCGUUGCUUUACAAAAUGGGAAGAUCAUUGAGAUGGGUUCUCAUGAUGAGCUCAUACAAAAUGACAAUGGGUUUUACACAUCUCUUGUUCAUUUUCAACAAGUUGAGAAAUCAAAAAAUGACACUCUCUUUCAACCUAUUACAUCAAAUGGGGACACUCAAAAGACAAAUAGUCAUGUUGCAAGUCAUUCUAUUUGUGCAAAUUCAGUGUCUCGAUCUUCCCUUGGCAUUGGAGAUGAUGCUGAAAAGGUUAGAGAUCAUGAUCAUAAAAGGCUCACAUCUCCUUCAUUUUGGAGAUUGUUGGCCUUGAAUCUCCCAGAGUGGAAACAAGCAUGUUUGGGGUGUUCGAAUGCAGUGUUAUUUGGUGCAAUUGAGCCGUUGUACGCAUUUGCAACGGGCUCCAUGAUAUCAUUUUUUUUCCUUACAAAUCAUGAUGAGAUUAAAAGGAAAACUAUAAUUUAUUCUCUACUUUUUGUGGGAUUGGCAGUGUUUUCAUUGGUUGUUAACAUCAUCCAACAUUAUAGUUUUGCUUAUAUGGGAGAGUACUUGACCAAAAGGAUUAAAGAGAGAAUGUUUUCCAAGAUACUCAAUUUCGAAGUUGGAUGGUUCGAUCGGGAUGAAAAUUCCACUGGUGUUGUUUGCUCUAGACUAACUAAAGAAGCCAAUACAGUGAGGUCUUUAGUGGGAGAUAGAAUGGCACUAUUGGUGCAAACUAUCUCUGCUGUGGUAAUGGCAUGCACAAUGGGCCUGAUCAUUGCAUGGAGAUUAGCCAUCAUGUUGAUAGCAGUUCAACCUAUUAAUAUUGCUUGCUUCUACACAAGACGUGUACUCCUCAAGCGUAUGUCUAGAAAGACCAUCAAAGCCUUGGAUGAAAGUAGCAAAAUAGCUGUCGAAGCUAUUUCCAACCUUCGAACCAUCACUGCCUUUUCCUCACAAGAUCGAGUCAUAAAAAUGCUUGAAAAAGCCCAAGAAGGCCCAAGCCGUGAAAGCAUUCGACAAUCUUGGUUUGCAGGCAUAGGGCUUGCAUGUGCCCGAAGCCUCACAACUUACACUAGGGCUUUGGAAUAUUGGUAUGGUGGAAAGCUUGUUUCAUAUGGCUACAUUACUUCUAAAGCAAUGUUUCAAACUUGUUUAAUAUUGGUUAACACAAGUAGGGUCAUUGCCGAUGCUAGUAGCCUCACUAGUGACCUUGCAAAAGGAGUAGAUGCUGUUGGCUUAGUCUUUUCAAUCUUAGAUAGAAACACAAAAAUCAAGCCUGAUGAAACCAAUGCAUACCAACCCAAACAGUUAAAAGGCCACAUAGAACUCCAAGAUGUCUAUUUUGCAUACCCAUCAAGAUCCAAUAUGAUGAUCUUCCAAGCUUUCUCAAUUAAAAUUGAUGCAGGCAAAUCAACAGCAAUGGUAGGGCAAAGUGGAUCUGGCAAAUCUACUAUAAUGGGCUUAAUAGAGAGAUUUUAUGAUCCACUUAAAGGGAUAGUGACCAUUGAUGGUAGAGACAUAAGGUCAUAUCACCUUAGGUCACUAAGGAAUUACAUUGCACUUGUGAGCCAAGAGCCAGCCCUUUUUAAUGGGACCAUAAGAGAAAACAUAGCAUAUGGAGCAUUUGAUAAGACUAAUGAAGUUGAGAUCAUUGAAGCAGCAAGGGUAGCUAAUGCUCAUGACUUUAUUGCAAGUAUGAAGGAUGGUUAUGAGACAUGGUGUGGAGAUAGAGGAGUACAAUUAUCUGGGGGCCAAAAACAGAGGAUUGCAAUAGCUAGAGCUGUGCUUAAGAAUCCAAAAGUGUUGCUUUUGGAUGAGGCUACUAGUGCACUUGAUAGUCAAUCAGAGAAAGUGGUUCAAGAAGCUCUAGAGAGAGUUAUGGUAGGAAGGACGAGUGUGGUGGUGGCUCAUAGACUGAGCACUAUAAAAAAUUGUGAUCGGAUUGUUGUGUUAGAUAAAGGAAGGGUGGUAGAAGAAGGGACCCAUUUGUCUUUGUUAGUAAAAGGACCAAGUGGAGUUUACUACUCUUUGGUAAGUCUUCAAAGAAGUGAGACAACAACAGCUAGUAUUACUGAUACAAAAUACUCCACCAACUAAUUGCAACAAAUCAAGCCAAGUAGCUUAAUUUGUCAAUUUGAGAUCUUAUUCGACCUCAUUUUGAUUUUGUGGGAAGAAUAAGGAUAUAUAUGAUCUACACAAAAGUGGUUUUGGUACUUUACUUGUUUUAGAGUUGUAAGUUAUAUGUUCCCUUUCUACCAUAAAAAAAUAAAGAUA